CUGUCGCCAUUGAACAAAGCUAAUACUCGCUAGAGCAUAUGGUAAAAUCUUUGCUAGCGACUUAAAAUAAAAUAGAAAAAGAAAAAAAAGGAAAAAGAAAGAACGAAACAACUUAACCUUCCCUCUCAGCUCUUCACCUCAUCUCACCGCACCCCCACCCCCCCACCCCGAGUUUCUGCAAACUGCCUCCUCCCAGAAAAGCGCAGUGCCGGACACAGUUGGCGCGAGGGUGGGUGGGGGAAUCCACUCCUGAGAGAUGCCGUUGCUGUUGCCCAGCUGAUUGCAACUCUAGAACCCCAGGGAGCGAGCGACUCAGUCCAGACGGUUCUGCCACUGAACAAACCAGCAUGAAUACUCCAGACAACGGGGUCAACAGUCUUUGUGCCAUAUGUGGAGAUCGAGCCACUGGAAAACACUAUGGUGCCUCAAGUUGUGAUGGGUGCAAAGGUUUCUUCAGACGGAGUAUUCGAAAGAGUCAUAUUUAUUCCUGCAGAAAUAAGAUUAGAAGAAUGAAGAAAAUUACUAUAUAUAUGUUCAGCCGGCAAUGUGUUGUUGACAAAGACAAGAGGAAUCAGUGUAGAUAUUGUCGUUUAAAAAAGUGUUUUCGAGCAGGAAUGAAGAAAGAAGCCGUGCAAAAUGAACGAGACAGGAUAAGCACAAGGAGAAAUAACUUUGAAGGCAGCAACAUUCCCUCUAUUAAUACAUUGGCACAAGCUGAAGCUCUUUCUCGUCAGAUUCCAGUUUCAAGCCCCAGUGCAAAUGCUGACAUAAAUGUUAAGAAAAUUGCGAGUAUUGGUGAUGUCUGUGAAUCAAUGAAGCAGCAACUAUUAGUGCUGGUGGAGUGGGCUAAAUAUAUCCCUGCCUUCUGUGAGUUGCCUUUGGAUGAUCAGGUUGCACUUUUAAGAGCACAUGCAGGAGAGCACCUAUUGCUUGGUGCUACAAAGAGAUCCAUGAUGUAUAAAGACAUCUUACUUUUGGGUAACAACCACAUCAUUCAUCGCAACAGCUGUGAGGUGGAGAUUAGUCGUGUAGCCAAUCGCGUUCUAGAUGAGCUAGUCCGCCCAUUUCAGGAAAUUCAGAUCGAUGACAAUGAAUAUGCUUGUCUGAAGGCAAUUGUGUUUUUUGACCCAGAUGCAAAGGGAUUAAGUGACCCAGUGAAAAUAAAGAACAUGCGAUUCCAAGUCCAGAUCAGUUUAGAGGACUAUAUCAACGACCGACAAUAUGAUUCCCGGGGAAGGUUUGGCGAGUUGCUUUUGCUCCUCCCUACACUGCAGAGCAUCACUUGGCAAAUGAUCGAACAAAUACAAUUUGUCAAACUGUUUGGGAUGGUUAAAAUCGACAAUUUACUUCAGGAAAUGUUACUAGGAGGUGCUUCUAAUGAGACUAGCCAUCUUCAUCAUCCUGUGCAUCCUCAUUUAUCCCAAGAUCCAUUAACCGGGCAAACUAUACUUAUAAGCUCUAUGUCAACCCCAGUGCACACAGAACAGAUCUCAACUCCUGAAACACCACUACCUUCCCCACCACAAGGCUCUGGACAAGAACAGUACAAAAUGCCUACAAACCAAGCUUCAGUUAUUUCACAUCAAUCUAUCCCCAAACAAAAGCAAUUGUGAUAACACUUGUUGCAUUUUAAUUUUUUUAACAUGCACUGCUUAAAUGUGAAUAAUAGGUGAUAGUAGAAAUAUCUCAGAAUAGUGAUUAAGGCUAACCCUUGACCAAGGGAUUAUGGUGCUGUUUUAAAAGGGUUUCUUCCUAUUAUCUAUUUUUUAAAAUCUUUGAAAGCUUUAAGACACAAAGGAAUAAUACAACUCUGAGUUUGGAUAUAAUGUUUUAACUUUUUCUUAGUUGUAUAUAUUUUCUCACUGCUCUUGCACAGUUUUGGGACCAGUUAAAUCUGAUAUACCACUUGCAGGUACCUUCUUAAUAUUCUUUUAAAUCUGUAAAUAAUUUCUACAUAGAGACAAGAUGCAGAACUAAGUGUACUUUUUUGCUGUGAAUAGAGAGCCUCAGUUAAAACAUGAACCAAGACUUGAUAAAUUAAUAAACUUGUAGAUUAGUAAAUAAAGCAGUUAUUGUAUAAUGGAACCAAUUUCAAUUAAAAAAACAUAACUUGUAGACAUUGUUAGACCUUGAAACAUAUCUUUUGACUCAAUAGUUCCAUGUAUUUGAUCCAGAAACAUCAUCUACUAGGUUUAACUUGUUUGGAGAAUUCAAGAAGCCUAAUUCAUUGACCUAAAAAAGUUCAAAGAAGCACAGGAACAUGAAAUACUUUAGCUACACUGUUAUGUUUUUGUACAUGUGCACAUUUGUACGUGUUUACUGAUAAAUGAAUAAGCCAUAGCAUUAUUUGUACAUUUUAAAUCACUUUUUUUUUUAAAUAGCACUUCUCUACUCUGUAGGAAAAAAAAAACAGCAAAAGAAGGAAAAUAUCUGCAGUGAUUUGGAGAAAUUUUAAUUGAGAAAACCCAUUCAGUUCAGUAAAUUUUCAAGGAGCACAAGGCAAGGAGACUAAGUGAACUCUGUACCUAUCAACCAAGCCAUAGUAUAGUUUCCAGAGGUAAGCAACUGUGUUUUUUGUCUUAAGUAAAAAAAUGUCCUUGCCUUUUAAUAGACAUAAAUGUUUACAUUAUGCAUUUAGUAAUUAUUAGUAUUUAGUCAUCAUGGCCCCAGCAAAGGGUCAGGAAGACAUUAUUGGGGUUGCCCCCAGAAGCAGUUUUCUACAUGUCAAUUUUCAGGCUCAGUCUGGGUUAGUAUGUGUCCUGAAAGUUAUAGAAAGGUACUCUGGCCAUUUCAAUGCUAUGGUUCACUUAAUGGCUUCAUAAAUAUAUCAGCUAACUCACUCGCUCUUCAAGUGGGAAUUAAGUUUUAGAAAGCAGAUACCUUAAAAGCUCAGAAUGAUUUGUGGAUUACUAAUUAUACCGGUAAGGGUGAGAGGAAGAAAACCUAUCUGAGCCUGUAAGCUUUUGGAUGUUUGUUUUAGAAUGUUUCCUUUUUAUAUGUAUAAGGAUUCUUUGAUUUAUUAGGUGGCUAAGGUCUUUUUGUUAACUUUUUGAUUCUUUUUUAUACUGUUCUCUUUUUAAGACACAUUGGAAUGUGACUAAAAUAUAUAAUAUGAAAAUAAUUUUAGCAUGUUAUAUAAACAUAUCCAGAUAAAUUUACCAAGCAGCCACACUAUUGAGCUUAUAAGAUGGGUUUUCACAACUCAAUAUCAUCAGGGAAUAAAACAAUAUUAUAUUUAUAUACAUUGAACUGCCAAAAUAAAAAGUCUAGGCACAGGCACACUAAAGGUUUCAGGAUAUUUUCAAUGUAUAAAAAACAUUGUUAUCUAUUUUAUAGUACAACCAUUUUCAUAUAAUAAAAAAUGAUAAUUUAUUGUGAAAUGUUGAUUUAUUUUAUAAAUGUAAAAUUUUU
This is a messenger RNA of Dromiciops gliroides (monito del monte), 3411 nucleotides long. It is a transcript of the gene HNF4G, whose product is annotated as hepatocyte nuclear factor 4 gamma. The coding region runs from base 348 to 1613 and encodes 421 amino acids. Gene Ontology annotation, cellular component: nucleus. The record is from RefSeq and is a predicted model, not a curated record. Lineage: Eukaryota; Metazoa; Chordata; Mammalia; Microbiotheria; Microbiotheriidae. Gene Ontology annotation, biological process: cell differentiation; regulation of transcription by RNA polymerase II; anatomical structure development. Gene Ontology annotation, molecular function: RNA polymerase II cis-regulatory region sequence-specific DNA binding; nuclear receptor activity; nuclear steroid receptor activity. The transcript is spliced from 11 exons.